This is a messenger RNA of Ziziphus jujuba (common jujube), 5150 nucleotides long. Its product is annotated as ABC transporter C family member 3. The transcript has 10 exons. The record is from RefSeq and is a predicted model, not a curated record. Gene Ontology annotation, biological process: transmembrane transport. NCBI's taxonomy places the organism in Eukaryota, Viridiplantae, Streptophyta, Magnoliopsida, Rosales, Rhamnaceae. Gene Ontology annotation, cellular component: vacuolar membrane; plant-type vacuole. The coding region runs from base 441 to 4955 and encodes 1504 amino acids. Gene Ontology annotation, molecular function: ABC-type transporter activity; ATP hydrolysis activity; ATP binding.
UAAUCAAUUAAAAUCUAUUUUUAAUUUAUAUUACUCCAAGUACGGGUCCUCCUAAUACAGAGGAGUCAAAUCAAAAGUGCUUUUUUUAUGGGUCCCUUCUCUGCUCUCUUCUGUGUUUCUCUCUCAGUUUCACCGUUUUCUGGAAAAUCACCACCAGACAUUAUAUAUAUAUAUAUAUAUAAAUUCUUUUUUAUAUUUUGUCUUGCCUAGCAGUCUCCGUCUUCUGAAUCUUGGGCGCCACGUUAUCCUGCGCCCAAGGAAAGGCCAACAGGCCUCCUUUGACCCUCUCUCUCUGUUGACUAUACCUCUGUGAGCAUGCGAAUUUCCAUAUAUAUACACACUCAAAAUCUUCAGCUUCUUCAGUACACAUAUUAGCAGAGCAUUUUCUUUGUUCUUUAAAGUUCAAGAAAAAGCACCCCCAAAUAAAAGGCUCAGAAUCAAUGGAGAAUCUUGGUUCAUCAAAAAAUGGUAUGCAAACCUACUUCUCGUUACUAAGGAACUCAGGUACUGACUUCUUCCUUAAACCCAUUUUUCUACGUGGGUUUUCUGGUUCUUUUCACCUAGUUUUGUUAUUAGUCCUGUUCAUCCUGUGGGUUUGCAAAAAAAUUUGGGUAGGUCGUGGAGAGGGUACAAAAGAGAGGUUUAGGAGCACCAAAGUUUUGUUGUUUAAACUGACCUCUAUUUGUAGUUUGGGUGUUUCUGCGUUUAAUCUGACAUUGUGCUUAUUGUCCUACUUUUAUUGGUAUAGAAAUGGUUGGUCUGAAGAGGGGCUAGUGACCCUUUUGGAUUUAGCCCUUAGAACACUAGCUUGGGGUGCUGUUUCUGUUUACUUGCAUACCCAAUUCUCCAAUUCCAGUGAAUCAAGGUUUCCAUAUCCAUUGAGAGUCUGGUGGGGUUUCUACUUCUUUAUUUCUUGCUAUUGCCUUGUUGUUGACGUUGUUCUUCAAAGGAAACACUUUUCAUUACCCAUUCAAUCCUUAGUGUCUGAUGUUGUUUCUGUUGUUACGGGUCUGUUUUUCAUAUACGUGGGGAUUUUUGGGAAUAAAGAAGGUGAAGAUACCUUUUUGGAGGAGCCCCUUUUGAAUGGUAGUUCUAGUCUUGAUAAUAAUGCAGAGUCAAAUAAGAAUAAAGGGGAUACGACUGUAACCCCCUAUUCGAAUGCUGGAAUUUUCAGUAUUCUGACUUUCUCUUGGUGUGGUCCUCUAAUUGCCGUUGGCAAGAGGAAGACUUUAGACCUCGAAGAUGUUCCUCAACUUGAUCCUGGUGAUAGCGUAGUUGGUGCAUUACCAGCUUUUAGGAGUAGGCUCGAAUCUGAGUGUGGUACAAUUAAAAGAGCGACCACACUCAUGUUGGUGAAAGCAUUAUUCUUCUCAGAAUGGAAAGAGAUUCUUUUUACUGCCUUUCUCGCACUACUGUAUUCUGUGUCUUCUUAUGUUGGUCCAUAUCUUAUUGACACUUUUGUUCAAUAUCUCAAUGGACAACGCGGCUUCAAAAAUGAGGGCUAUGUUUUAGUGUCUGUUUUUCUUAUUGCAAAGAUCAUCGAGUGCCUCUCGCAAAGGCACUGGUUCUUUAGGGUGCAACAGGUUGGAAUAAGAAUCCGAGCAGUAUUGGUUGCUAUGAUCUAUAAUAAGGGUUUGACCAUGUCAUGCCAGUCCAAGCAGGGGCACACUAGUGGAGAGAUCAUCAAUUUCAUGACUGUUGAUGCUGAAAGAAUUGGUGACUUUGUUUGGUACCUGCAUGAUCCGUGGAUGGUCAUUGUGCAAAUUGCUUUGGCCUUGGUGAUUUUGUAUAAAAAUCUUGGUCUUGCUGCAACUGCAACAUUUGUUGCGACUGUAGUUAUUAUGCUGUUGAACAUCCCUUUGGCAAGCUUGCAAGAGAAGUUUCAGGACAAGUUGAUGGACGCAAAAGAUAGAAGGAUGAAGGCCACGUCUGAGAUUUUGAGGAACAUGAGGAUUCUCAAAUUGCAAGCAUGGGAGAUGAAGUUUUUAUCUAAGAUUGUAGAUCUGAGGAACUCUGAAACAGGGUGGUUGAAAAAGUUUGUUUUAACUAAUGCCAUUACUACAUUUGUCUUCUGGGGUGCCCCCACAUUUGUUGCUGUAGUUACUUUUGGUACUUGUAUGCUUUUAGGGAUCCCACUUGAAUCUGGGAAAAUCUUAUCUGCUCUUGCUACGUUUAGGAUUCUUCAAGAGCCCAUCUAUAAUCUCCCAGACACAAUUUCAAUGAUAGCACAAACUAAGGUAUCCCUUGAUAGAAUAACAUCAUUUUUCCGUCUUGAUGACUUGCAAUCUGAUGUUAUAGAGAAGCUUUCAAAAGGCAGUUCUGAUUUGGCAAUUGAGAUAGUUGAUGGAACUUUCUCUUGGGAUUUAUCUUCCCCAAGGUCAACAUUGAGAGAUAUUAAUUUUAAAGUGUCUCAUGGUAUGAGGGUCGCUGUUUGUGGUAGUGUUGGCUCAGGCAAGUCAAGCUUGCUUUCCUGUAUCCUAGGAGAAGUUCCAAAGAUAUCUGGGACCAUUAAAUUGUGUGGUUCAAAGGCCUAUGUUGCUCAGUCACCAUGGAUACAGAGUGGCAAAAUAGAAGAGAACAUUUUAUUUGGCAAGGAGAUGGACAGAGAAAUGUACGAGAGGGUUUUAGAAGCAUGUUCCCUGAAGAAGGACUUAGAAAUUCUCUCAUUUGGUGAUCAGACAGUAAUAGGGGAGAGAGGAAUCAAUUUGAGUGGGGGACAAAAGCAAAGGAUACAAAUUGCACGUGCCUUGUACCAAGAUGCCGAUAUCUAUCUAUUUGAUGAUCCAUUUAGUGCUGUGGAUGCUCAUACUGGAUCCCACCUAUUCAAGGAGUGCUUACUUGGCCUUUUGGGUUCAAAAACAGUGAUUUAUGUUACUCAUCAAGUGGAGUUCUUACCUGCUGCUGAUCUUAUAUUGGUAAUGAAAGAUGGACAAAUUACCCAAUCUGGGAAGUACAAUGAUAUUCUUAACUCAGGAACUGAUUUUAUGGAACUUGUGGGUGCACACAAGAAAGCAUUGUCUACAAUCAAUUAUGCAGAAGCACGGUCAGUUGAAAAAACAAGUAUUUGUAAGGAAGAUGGGAAUUUGGCCAGUCAAAAUGAGGUUUUGGAGAAAGAAGUGAGCAGAGAUGUUCAAAAUGAUAAAACUGAUGUAGUUGGCCCAAAAGGGCAGCUUGUUCAAGAUGAGGAGAGAGAGAAAGGGAGAGUUGGUUUGUCAGUCUAUUGGAGAUAUCUCACAACAGCUUAUGGAGGAGCCCUUGUUCCUUUGAUAUUGCUGGCACAGAUUCUGUUUCAGAUCCUUCAAAUUGGAAGCAAUUAUUGGAUGGCUUGGGCAAGUCCUGUUUCAGCUGAUGCAGAUCCUCCUGUUGGAGGAACUAAACUUUUAAUUGUCUAUGUUGCUUUGGCCGUUGGAAGUGCUUUUUGUAUCCUUGCAAGAGCUACGCUACUUGCAACAACUGGGUACAAGACAGCCACACUACUCUUUAAUAAAAUGCAUUUGUGCAUUUUUCGUGCUCCGAUGUCAUUCUUUGAUGCCACCCCAAGUGGACGAAUUCUAAACAGAGCUUCCACUGAUCAAAGUUCUGUGGAUCUGAACAUUCCUUACCAAGUUGGUUCUUUCGCUUUCUCUUUAAUCCAGCUCCUGGGAAUAAUUGCAGUAAUGUCCCAGGUGGCAUGGCAGGUUUUCAUAAUUUUUAUCCCUGUCAUUGCAAUCUGUAUCUGGUAUCAGCAAUAUUACAUACCUUCAGCACGAGAAUUAGCUCGGUUAGUUGGGGUCUGCAAAGCUCCAGUAAUUCAGCAUUUUGCUGAAACAAUUUCAGGCUCAACAACCAUAAGGAGCUUUGAUCAAGAUGCAAGAUUUCAAAACACAAACAUGAAGCUGACGGAUGGAUAUUCCCGCCCUAAGUUCAAUGUUGCUGGUGCAAUGGAAUGGCUGUGCUUCCGCUUGGAUAUGUUGUCUUCUAUUACUUUUGCCUUCUCUUUGAUUUUCUUGGUCUCUGUCCCAGAGAGAACCAUUGAUCCAGGCAUUGCGGGCUUAGCAGUGACAUAUGGUCUUAAUCUAAAUAUGCUACAAGCUUGGGUUAUUUGGAAUCUUUGCAAUAUGGAGAAUAAAAUUAUAUCAGUUGAGAGAAUACUUCAAUACACUAGCAUCCCAAGUGAGCCUCCUCUUGUAAUAGAAACAAACCAGCCAGAUCGUUCUUGGCCAUCCCAUGGAGAAGUUGAGAUUCGUGAUCUGCAGGUACGGUAUGCCCCACACAUGCCACUUGUCUUGCGAGGUCUCACAUGCAAUUUUCCCGGUGGAAAGAAAACUGGCAUUGUGGGGAGAACAGGCAGUGGUAAAUCAACUCUCAUACAAACACUCUUCCGACUUGUUGAACCUGCUGCUGGUCAGAUUAUAAUAGAUGGGAUCAAUGUCUCUACGAUUGGUUUGCAUGAUUUGCGGUCUAGGCUGAGCAUUAUCCCUCAGGAUCCAACCAUGUUUGAAGGGACUGUAAGAAGCAACCUGGAUCCACUUGAAGAGUACACUGAUGAACAGAUAUGGGAGGCGCUGGACAAAUGCCAACUUGGAGAUGAUGUUCGGAAGAAGGAAGGAAAGCUUGACUCUACAGUUGCUGAGAAUGGAGAAAAUUGGAGUAUGGGUCAGAGGCAACUCGUCUGUCUUGGUCGUGUGCUACUCAAGAAAAGUAAGGUUUUAGUUCUCGAUGAAGCUACUGCAUCCGUUGAUACAGCUACAGAUAAUCUAAUUCAACAAACCCUUCGCCAACACUUUUAUGAUUGUACGGUUAUUACCAUUGCGCAUCGUAUUACUUCUGUUCUCGACAGUGAUAUGGUUCUCCUUCUAAGUCAUGGGCUCAUUGAGGAAUGUGAUUCUCCAGAAAGGUUGCUAGAAAACAAGUCAUCAUCCUUUGCUCAGCUUGUAGCAGAGUAUAGUACAAGGUCAAAUUCUAGUUUAAUUUAAUUGUCAAAGCUAGAUUCUGUAGAGAGUUUCUUGACAAUGACGAAAAUCUACCCCUGGAAAUCAUGUGUACACUGUGCACGAUACAGUUUUGCUGUGUGACCAAGCUUGGGUUUACAGAUAUACACGUAUUAAUAGUGUAUAAUCCGGCUGUGGGUUUGAUGGAUAAAAUAAAUUCCAGGCCUUAUCUGUUAGGUU